AUAAUAUAUUUAACCAUUAACCAUGGUAUCUACAAUCUGCAAUUCACAAGUAGGUUCUGCUUUGCGUUUAUCAUAUAUUUAAACAACAAACAGUAUCCAAGAUCUUACCCUGGUUUGUUUAAAUAAUAUUAAAUUUUGUUUCAUUUUGAAAGAAUUAUGAUUAAUCACACGAACAACAGCUUUGAACAGUUUAAAUUGCAUGCAAAAAGCUACUAACUAUUCCAUUAGUGCUUAUUCUGUAGGUGGUCAUUGGCUUCCAAAGCUUGUGUUUACAUUGUAAUUUCUUAGUAAUUUACCCGUCUGUGCAACAAACAGUUUUGCAUUUUCAAAAAGCUUAACUAUGCCGACAUGGAACCAAAUUCAAAGUCAAUUAAGAAACCCACAGAAUCCUGUUGUGUUCUUUGAUAUAUCUGUUGGAAGAACAGAAAUCGGUAGAUUAAUAAUGGAACUGUAUGCUGACAUUGUGCCUAAAACCAGUGAAAAUUUUCGUCAAUUUUGUACUGGUGAACACAAAAAAGAUGGAAUACCGUUCGGUUAUAAAGGAUGUUGUUUUCACAGGAUAAUUAAAGAUUUCAUGAUACAAGGUGGUGAUUUUGUAAAUGGUGAUGGUACUGGGGUUAUGAGUAUAUAUGGAGCAGAUACAUUCUCAGAUGAAAAUUUUAAACUUAACCAUGAUGCACCUGGACUUUUAUCCAUGGCAAACAGUGGUAUUGAUACCAACGGGUGUCAGUUUUUUAUAACUUGUGCAAACUGCAACUUUUUGGAUGGAAAACAUGUGGUAUUCGGUCGUGUCAUUGAUGGGUUGUUGGUAAUGAGAAAAAUUGAAAAUGUUCCUACUGGUCCCAAUAACAAGCCAAAAAUACCUAUUGUUAUUUCCCAAUGUGGACAGUUAUAAAAGCUUUGAGUUGUACUAUUUUUAUACAAACUUUAUGUCAUUCAUUUGUAUGCAAACAUAUUAAAAAAAUAUAUAUUGUGAGCAAUAUGGUAAAUAUUUUUGUUAAGUAUUAUAACCUUAAUAUUAACGAG
Molecule: messenger RNA, 1026 nt
Organism: Myzus persicae (green peach aphid)
Lineage: Eukaryota; Metazoa; Arthropoda; Insecta; Hemiptera; Aphididae
Product: peptidyl-prolyl cis-trans isomerase H
Exons: 4
Coding region: 341-895 (184 amino acids)
Biological process (GO): protein folding; protein peptidyl-prolyl isomerization
Cellular component (GO): intracellular membrane-bounded organelle
Molecular function (GO): peptidyl-prolyl cis-trans isomerase activity
Source: RefSeq, a predicted model, not a curated record